Messenger RNA from Sceloporus undulatus (fence lizard), 3092 nucleotides. RefSeq names its product short coiled-coil protein (gene SCOC). Bases 145 to 507 code for a protein of 120 amino acids. The transcript is spliced from 4 exons. Lineage: Eukaryota; Metazoa; Chordata; Lepidosauria; Squamata; Phrynosomatidae. Gene Ontology annotation, cellular component: trans-Golgi network. The record is from RefSeq and is a predicted model, not a curated record.
AGAAGUGUGCCGCCUUUAGGAGAAGGAUCAAGUAGCCUUUGGUGGGUGCGCAGAAUCAUUAAAGAUUUAACAAAAGGAAAAUAGGAUAUGCAGCUUUCUCUGUAAUGUGUUUCUAAAAAUUAAAAAAUAACUUGCUGAAACAAAAUGGAAGGAUCACUGGAAGAAGAGGACGACAGCUUUACCAACAUUUCCUUGACUGAUGACUCAGGACACAUCACUGACAUACAGGAUUCAAGAGUGGAUAAGAUAUUUUCAACAAUGAUGAAUUCAGAUAUGGAUGCUGUUGAGGCUGAAAAUCAAGUGGAAUUGGAAGAAAAAACACGGCUUAUUAAUCAGGUUUUGGAACUGCAGCAUACACUUGAAGAUCUAUCUGCAAGAGUAGAUGCUGUUAAAGAAGAAAACCUGAAACUGAAAUCAGAAAAUCAAGUUCUUGGACAAUAUAUAGAAAAUCUAAUGUCUGCUUCUAGUGUUUUUCAGACUACUGACACAAAAAGCAAGCGGAAGUGAGGCAUUGAUAACCAAACUGCCAUGUUGUAUUGCUGCUGCUUUUGUUUAAUUUUAAAUUGCGUAAGGCUACAUGACUUAAUAUUCUAGUUUGUAGCAUCAUUGAAUAUUUGAAAAUUUUAAUGGCAAUUCUAGAUAUUUUAAACUUUUUAAUGAACAACUGGACAGUGCAAGUCUGUCGUGUUAGCUUCCUGCAAUGUGCAAAGAUAAUGUAGAGAAAAUAUUUUACAGUCUGAAGCCAAGUGCUUUUGAAAUUAAACAUCAGUUUUUAUGUUUAAGAUGUCAUACAUUGCCAGGUACUUUAAAUAUCAAAAUUUUUACAGUGAUAUUAGCAAAAUAAUAGUGUUGUAUAAAGUGGUGUAGAAAUCCAUGUUUGGAAUGAAUUGUUUGCAUGACUUUUCCUAGGCUUCUAAACCUCUUUCUUUCCAUCCCUCUUGAUAUUCAGAAUUAUUCCAGAUAAAGGGAAAUAGCAUUUUUUCUGUUAAUACUUCAAAGCAAGUUGAAGACUUUAUACUGUAGUAUGGUGUGAUUGCUUGCAAGAGUGUAAAGUGGGGAAAACAUUGCAUAACUUGACACAACUCUUUAGAACUGAUAAAUUAUAACUUUAAAGCCUGUUUCAAAGUACAAGGAAUUCAAAGGGGACUUAUUGGGCCUUUUGCAAUGCUGCAAUCUUUUAAACGUCCUCUCCAAAAUUUUUAACAGGUUAGUUGCAUGGCAGGUAUCAUGGUCAUUAAUACACAACCUUAACCAAUAAUCUUUUGAACAGAUGAAUUUUUACUGAAAAUGAACUCAUUUAGCUGCCACAUGUAUUUUAAUUUUUAGGACCAUAAUAAAGUUGCACAUUUCAAAGCAUGAACAGAGAUAUACUUCUAUAAAGAGAAAUUAGCAAUUUUCCCCAGCCUACCUGAUAUUAUUCAGUUAGUAUAGCCUCAACAAGAUUUAUGGGAUAUGCCAGCAGUUAGGGAUAAGGAAUCAAACUGAUUUUAUGCAUGUAUAAUUGCAGCCUCAUAUUGUUGAAUAUACGUAGGUUCUAAAGUAGAUAAAGCACGACUACUUUGAAUUUUUUUAUAAAAGGCUCUGUGGAGAGACAUUUCAUUUUGCAGUUUAGUUGAUCGGACUAUGUGAAGUUCAGUUACUCCUAGCUUUGUUUUGGGAUCAUUCAGGAAGAACUUCCUUAAAUUGAUUUAAAGGGUUUGUGUGAGAUUUGAUUUUGUGCUUCUCCUUAUGGGUAGGUUACUGAAUAUGUUUUUGAAACUACUUGUCCAGUUGAGGUCAGAGAGAUUACUGCAAAACAGUAUUACCAUUUUCAGUAUUAACUGAACAUUGUAUAAGAAGCUAAGAUGUCCUUGGGUUAUGGCUGUUACUGGUAAAAAAAAGCUUAACUCUGUCAAUAGAAGUAGGAUAAUCACCCUCUGACACACUGGUUGAUAAGAUUACUGGUAAAUGAGAGUUUUCUCCAUCAUUGCAGGGAUUUAGGUGGUAAUAAUGAGAAAGAGCAUCGAGGCAAGAUUAAUUUUUAAAAGGCCAGUCUAAUGACCAUGGCAGGAAAGUGGUUUUCCACUUGUAUGUAUCUAGUAAACUGUUUCCACACUAACUUGUUGCCAAAGAGCCUUUGUGUGUCUUGUCAUAAAGACUGUUUUGGAAAGGAUUAUGGGCCAUGAUUAUAGUAUAUACUUUGUGAGACAAAGAUUACUGACUGGUGCCUUGUCCCAGUGAACACUCCUGCUGAAGUGGGGUGUGUGCUAUGAAUGACAUGCAGAAAUAGUCAGAGCUAGGCAAGCUGUCUUCUACUAAUGAAGCCUGUCCACUUUACUGUGGAAGAACUCCCACUGUCUGUCAGAACAGCAGUGAGAAACCUUUGGCCCUCCAGACAUUUUCAUUUCUAACUUUCAUAAUGGCAAUACCCAUUAGUCAUGCUGGCUGGAAUUUCUAGCACUUGCAGUCCAAAACAUCUGGCAGGCCAGUUAUGCUCUAGUACUGCAUUCAUUUCAAAAACCCACUGCUCUCUAGUCCUGCUUAUAUGAACUCUUUCAGGUGUGUGCCUGGUGCUGGUUAAUCUUGUCAAAAUAGCUAGUUCUACUAGUGAAAUUUGGAAACUGAUGUGGAUGUAAUUUUUUGAGUUGGAGACCAGUUCUGUUAGUGCAGGUAGUCUAGGGACAGCUAUACAAUGUGCUAUUGUUAGCUUAAUAAAGGCAUUAGCAUUUUUCCUAUUGCCAGCAUGUUUACUUCUGCUUUCUUUUGUUGAUAUUUCAGAAGUUUUCAUUAACUGUUGGAUGAUUCCCCUCCCCCCAACUCUUCAGAAUAAUAUGGAUUCUGACAAUUGUAUUUCUGCAAGUCCAGAAAACAAUGAUGGAAAUGCAUGACAUACACCCACAUGUAUUUUGUAGGAACUACUUCCUGCAUUUCAGAUUUAACAUUAAAUCAUGCAAAUAGCAGUAUGUGAAACUGCCAUCUAAAUAUGAUUGGGUAGAUAAUUCUUGAUGUCCUAGAAAUUUAUUAUUGUGUAUAUCCCACUCUUGUGGCCUUUGUUUAACUUAUAAUUGUGCUGUUACUGCAGAAUUUACACUAAAUAAAAGCAUUCACCUUUC